This is a messenger RNA of Rotaria sp. Silwood2, 3744 nucleotides long. Lineage: Eukaryota; Metazoa; Rotifera; Eurotatoria; Philodinida; Philodinidae. The record is from the annotation of a GenBank genome assembly.
AUGCACCACAAUACUCCAUUAAUAUUACCAGGUGGGAUUGCAGGAAGACGCACAAAAUUACUUAUCGAUUCAGGAGCGUCACUCACAUUAAUUAACUUGCAAUUUUUUCUUCAAUUAGCACGAUAUUAUCGACAAAGAGCUCGUCCUCCUCCUCCUAAUUUAUGCCUUCAAUUGGCGGAUAGAUCACAACUCUAUGUUAAAUACGUUUUAUCUCUCCCGAUAACCAUCUCAAAUUCAACUCGUCUACAUGAAGUGUACGUGGUGCCGAAAUUAUGGCGUACGUGUAUUAUUGGUAAUGAUCUAAUUCGGGAACACAAUCUUCAAAUAGAUGGCGGACAACAGCACGCAUACUUUAAAUCGAAGAAAGAAAGUGCACAGCUGCAACAGGAAAGGAAAGAAACAAUUAAUAAUGAUGAUAAAUAUGUUUUAAGGGCAAAUGAACGUAUUAAAAUUUCACCUUUCCAUGCAUUCAACAUCGAAGUUAAACCAAAUAAAUCAUUUUCAAACAUGGAAGAAGAUGAAAGAAAUGAUUACGAAGUAGCGACGAUGAAAGAAACUCCAUGUGUAGCCAACGGCAUUAUCAGACCAAAGGAACAUAUGACACUCCAGGUGGCUAAUUUAACAGAAAGAACGAUUAUCAUCUAUAAAAAUCAACCACUCGCGACAAUGACUCGUCUUAAUCAAGCACAAAUCAACAUGGUGCAACACGAAAAAAUGCGUUCAACAACAAAACAAGCGGCACCAACAGCUGGAAGUGAGUUAAAUCUGACUAAUACUGAUUUAGAUGAAGAUCAAAGAGAAAAAAUAAAGCAACUUAUUCUAAAGUUUCCUGAUGUAUUCAACGAGCAGCCAGGAAGAACAAAAAAAGUACAACACCAAAUUAAUUUAGUUCCAGAUGCUAAACCAUUUAAUUCACCACCAUUUCGCUAUGCUCCAGCAAGAAAAGAAAUAAUUGAACAGAACAUAAAAGACAUGUUAGAACAAGGAAUUAUUUCACCAUCAACCAGCCCAUGGGCAUCACCAGUGAUAUUAGUACCGAAAAAAGAUGGAACACUCCGUUUCUGCGUCGAUUAUCGAAAACUAAACGCAGUAACAAUUCGUGAUGCUUACCCACUACCAAGAAUCGAUGAUACAUUAGACUCACUGCAACAAGCAAAAUUUGUAUCAACAUUGGAUCUACGCUCCGGUUACUGGCAAGUCGAGAUGGACAAAGAUUCAAGAAGAAAAACCGCUUUCGUAACACAUAAAGGUCUAUUUGAAUUUAAUGUCAUGCCAUUCGGAUUAACAAAUGCACCAGCUACGUUCCAAAGAUUAAUGGACAUGGUGUUAGCCGGUCUCAAGUGGCAAUGCUGCCUGGUAUACAUCGAUGAUGUAGUAAUUUUCUCACCAACAUUCGAACAACACUUAAUAGAUCUGGAAAAAGUAUUUGAAGCGCUUAAAUCCGCAAAUUUAACAUUGAAAACAUCAAAAUGUCAAUUCUGCCGACGAGAAAUGCGUUAUUUGGGACACAUUAUCACUCAAGAGGGUAUUAAACCGGAUUCAAAUUUAAUCAAGUCAGUAUCAAAUUUUCCUCAACCGAAGAAGAUCAAAGACGUUCAAUCAUUCCUUGGUUUAACCGGUUAUUAUCGUCGCUUCAUCAAAGAUUACUCAAAAAUAGCGGAACCAUUAACACAACAGCUUCGAAACAAUCAAAAAGGUAACCAUCAGUUGAAAUGGUCGAAAGAAUGUACUAACGCCUUUGAAGCAUUAAAAGAAAAAUUAACAACGGCGCCAAUUAUGAACACACCAAACUUCAAUCAACCAUUUAUAUUGGAACUCGACGCGUGUGAAUAUGGCUUAGGGGCUGUAUUAACACAAGAAUACGAUGGGAAAAAAUACGUGAUUGCGUACGCCAGUCGAACAUUGUCAACAGCCGAAAGAAAUUAUGGAGCAACAGAGCAUGAAGCAUUAGCCAUUGUAUGGGCAACAAAAUAUUUCCGGCCAUACCUCGAAGGUAAUAAAAUUUAUAUCAGAUCAGAUUGUAAAGCAUUAGAAUGGAUGCGAUCGUCAAAAGAUGUAACAGGUCGAUUAGCCCGCUGGGCAAUGAAAUUAUCUGCUUAUCAAAUUGAAGAAAUCAAAUAUCGCCCAGGGAAAUUAAACGGUAACGCUGAUUCAUUAUCACGUAAUCCAUUACCAAGAGAGGACAUUAAUCAACAUGAAGUGUCAUCAAUAGAAACAGCUGUCAACUUAUGGCAAAAUACAAACAUUCUGAGCGAUAUAAAAAAAGAACAAGAAAACGAUUUGAAAUUAAAACCAAUAAUCGAAUUUUUAAAAACGGAACCAACAGAUUUCAAUGGUAAACGAAACCCAUAUAUUCUCAUCAAUGGAUUACUGUAUAAAAUUAAAAACUCCAACAAACAUUAUAAUCAACGCGUCGUCGGUGAAAAACACCUGGUAGUCAUCCCAAGAACAAUGCAAGAUAAGUUAUUGAAAUGGGCACAUGAUCAUCCAACAGCUGGACACGGCGGUCAACAAAAAACAUUAUUUAGAUUAACAUCAAGAGUAUACUGGGAAUCAAUGAGAAAGGAUAUAUUUAAGUACGUAGCCGCUUGCCGACAAUGUCAACAAUUUAAAUACAAUAAUGCUCCAACAGCAAGCCCAAUGCAAAUGCACUUAGUGAAUGAACCAUGGCACACGAUCGGCAUAGACAUUAUGGGUCCUUUACCGACAACGGCCAGACAAAAACGAUUUCUUCUCGUCGUGGUAGACUACUUCACCAGAUGGAUCGAACUAUUUCCGCUGAAGUCAACUACAUCUACCGAUAUGGCCAAUAUUCUCAUGAACGAAGUAUUUUCAAGAUAUGGAUUGCCACAACACAUUGUAUCUGAUAAUGGCCCUCAAUUCGUCUCAAAUUUAUUUAAAAAUUUUUGUGAUACAUUAGGUAUUAAACAAAAUUUAACUGCAAAUUAUCACCCACAAAGCAACAUGACAGAACGUGUCAAUAGAACAUUAAAGCCGUUAAUUGCCAUAUAUGCUCAACAACAAUACAAUUCAUGGGACGAUGAAAUUCAAACAUUAGCAUUUGCAAUACGUACCGCGGUGAACGAAACAACAGGUGAAACUCCAGCUUUUAUGAUGUUCGGUCGAGACCUCAGAGGUCCACUUGAUCUAUUAGUAGGUGAAACAACAGAAGGACCUAGAUCAACAACAAUUGAUCACGGAUUAAUUCAAGAAUACAAGAGAAAGUUGAUCAACAAUUUACGAUGUGCAUAUAAUGUUAUUCAAGAACAUGCAGAAAUUGAAAAGAUAAAACAAAAAGAAAAAUAUGAUCAACAUACAACACAAAGAGAAUACACUGAAGGUGAUCUCGUAUGGGUAGCCACUCCAACAGCACAAAUUGGAGAAAAUUCAAUGGGUGGAAAAUUACACCCACAUUAUCAAGGUCCAUGCCGUCUAAUCCAGCAAUUAUCAUCAAAUACAUUCACGGUACGACGGCUAAAGGAUAACGUUGAACUUGGGGCAACGAAUACAGAUCGCCUCAAACCAUACAUUGUAAUAGAGAGAAACAAUCAAGAAACAACAACAAACGACAAAACAAUCAAUCCAAGAGAAACGACAACGUCAAUCAAUAAUGACGAGCCAUCAAUAGAUGAUCUAGAUCAAGGAAAGGAGAGUCAAAAUCCACAAUCAACCUAUCAUCAACCAAUUCAACGCCGAGUGUCAAAUCGUCACCGCAGGGUGCCGACACGAUACAUGGCGAAUUAA